Molecule: messenger RNA, 1059 nt
Organism: Cutaneotrichosporon oleaginosum
Lineage: Eukaryota; Fungi; Basidiomycota; Tremellomycetes; Trichosporonales; Trichosporonaceae
Biological process (GO): peroxisome fission
Cellular component (GO): peroxisomal membrane
Source: RefSeq, a predicted model, not a curated record
GCACAACCUCCUCCAUCCCAUCACAUCGCGGCUUUCGGUCACGUCUCUUUCCCCAUUCCCCUCUCUCCUCUCUACACUCUCCCUCAUCGCCAUGUCCAAGUCAAACUCGUCCUGCUUCGCCAACCUCGUCGCGCAUGCCGCGCGCACCGUCUCCACCCCCAGCGGCCUCGACGGUGGCCUCCAGCUCUUCGCUUACACCGGCCCCGUCGUCGCCCAGCUCGUCCUCAAGCUUGCCCAGGCCCGCGCCAAGCACCCCAUUCUCCAGAAGGUUGGCGGUGACACCGCCCGUCUUACCGAGCUCGCCGCCGGCAUCGUCCGCGGCGCCGGGAACAUCAGCGAGGCCCGUGUUAUCAUGCGCGCGUUCGGCCUGCUCCCCAUGCUUGACUGGCUCCUCCGCCUUCACCCCAACCCGGCCAAGGCGCUCGCCAACUUCUUCCUCCGCCCCAGCCUGGCUAACCUCGACCUGAGGAACGAGAAGGUCUUCCAGACCCUCCGCGUCAUCCUCCUCUCCCUCUUCUACAUUGGCGAGCACUCCGUCUGGCUCGGCACCAGAGGCAUCCUCGCUCUUACCCCCGAGCAGCUCGGCACCAUUGCCAAGAUUUCGAUCCGCUCUUGGGCGAUCGACGUCGGCCUGUCGGCGGUCAAGCUCAUCUCCACCUACCGCGGCCUCCUGGCGCGCAAGAAUGCGCUCCAGGCCCAGGGCGAGAAGGUGGAUGCCGAGGAGGCCAAGAAGCUCUCGGCGGACUUUACGGCGUGGAAGCGUGCCGCCUGGGUCAACUUCGCCUGGAUCCCCCUUACUGUCCACUGGUCGUUCGGCGGCCUCUGGGAGAACCCGCUCAUCACUGCCGCGAUUGGCGCCGUCGUGUCGGUCGGGAAGCUCAACAACGCGUGGGCGGCGGCCGCCUAAAUCUGGCGCGAGGACGAGAGCGCCUGCGCUGGCGCGUAGAGUUCAGAAGCAGUUGUGCACACUGUCAUUUGAUGGAUCGAUUCUUGAGACGGAGACGGCGUCUGGGGGCUUGCUGUUGUAACUGCGGUUUAUCAUGCAAGGCUUCUUCUGUG